UUGAUCGCUGGUAGUGGUCGCUGUCUUAUUUGGUCGCUGAGAGUGUUCGCUGGAUGUGGUUGCUGCCAGAGGAUUUAGAUAAGCAAACAUGUUACGAUACAGGAUAUGUCAAGUCCGUCCUGGCCGCCUCAUUCUUAGUGAUAUUCCCCGUGUGGGUGUGUUGCCGCCUUACAGAACUGUGGUUGUGAGUUCUAGUCAAAGAGCAGCCAUGAAAGAUUUAACACAGCCUCUGGCCUCAGGCUAUAAACCAAGUGAAGUAGAGCAAGGCUGGUACUCAUGGUGGGAGAGCCGAGGAUUCUUUCGUAGACGAGGAGCACAAGAAAAAUUUGUCAUGGUUUUGCCACCACCCAACAUAACUGGGACACUCCACCUUGGUCAUGCCCUCACUUGUGCCGUGCAGGAUGCCAUUGCCAGAUGGCAUCAGAUGCGAGGACACGAGGUGGUGUGGGUGCCAGGCUGCGACCAUGCAGGUAUUGCUACUCAGGUUGUUGUGGAACGUUAUCUCUGGGCAACAGAAGGGAGCACAAGACACCAACUAGGUAGAGAAAGAUUUGUCAAUGAAAUAUGGAAAUGGAAAGAAGAGAAGGGUACACUGAUAUAUGACCAAAUGAAGAGGCUGGGCACUUCUCUAGAUUGGGACAAAGCCGUAUUUACUAUGGAUGCUCACAUGAGUGAAGCUGUCACUGAAGCUUUCAUUCAGCUGUAUGAUUCUGGUUUAGUGUACAGGAAAAAUGCUCUAGUCAACUGGUGCUGUAGUUUGCAGUCAGCAGUCUCUGAUAUUGAGGUUGAACACUUGCAUUUGACGGGCCCAACAGAGCUUACAAUUCCUGGAUAUGAUAAGCCUGUCACGUUUGGGAAGAUGUAUGACUUUGCCUACAAGAUCAGUGGUUCAGAUGAGGAACUUGUGGUUUGUACAACACGACCAGAGACCAUGUUGGGGGACACAGCCGUCAUGGUUCAUCCUGAGGACAAGCGUUACAUCCAUCUCCACGGCAGACACAUCAUCCACCCAUUCCGCAAAGACAUCAUACCUGUUAUUACUGAUUCUCAAGUAGAUCCCCAGUUUGGCACAGGUGUGGUGAAAGUGACACCCGGCCACAGCCAGGAUGACUAUAGUGUAGGACAAAGACACAACCUUCCACAACUAACAGUGUUUGACGAACAAGGAAGAGUGAUGGACGUUGUUCCUGAAUUCAAGAACUUCCCAAGGUUCAAAGCACGACAAGCAGUGUUAGAAGCACUCAGUGACCUGGGACUUUAUCGUGGAUGUAGGGCCCACCCCAUGAUGGUACCUCGCUGUAGUCGAACCCAAGAUGUUAUUGAACCUCUGUUGAAGCCCCAGUGGUUUAUUAACUGCAAAAAUAUGGCCGUUGAAGCAGUCAAUUCCGUUCGUAAAGGUAACCUGCACAUCCACCCUGAGAGUUACACAAGAGUUUGGUAUGAAUGGCUGGAGAAUAUUAACGACUGGUGUGUUUCUCGGCAACUUUGGUGGGGCCACCGUAUUCCAGCUUAUUGUGUUCAGUCUGACAGUGAGGAGUUCUGGGUUGCUGCAAGGUCCAUAGAAGAUGCAAAGAGUAAAGUUGCAGAAAAAGAAGGAAUAUCUGAGUUGAGCAUAACAUCAGUGCGUCAAGAUGAGGAUGUGUUGGAUACAUGGUUUUCUUCAGCACUCUUCCCUUUUGCUGUGUUUGGAUGGCCAGAGAAAAGUGAGGCCUUGCAGAGCUACUACCCCACCACUCUCAUGGAGACUGGCCAUGAUAUUUUGUUCUUCUGGGUGGCUAGGAUGGUUAUGCUUGGAACACACCUUACCAGCGAACUACCAUUUAAGGCUGUAUUGUUACAUGGCUUGCUGUGUGAUGCCCAUGGCCACAAGAUGUCAAAGUCACGAGGGAAUGUGAUUGACCCAAUUGAUGUUAUUCAAGGAGCUUCUCUAGAGGUGCUUAACAACCGUGUUAAGUCAAGUGAAAAGAGUGGGAUACUGUCAGGACAAGAAGUGUCAGAGGCCAUAAAAGGACAAACCUCAAAUUUCCCGAAUGGUAUACCAGACUGUGGUGCAGAUGCCCUCAGGUUCACCCUCUGCUCAUACAAUUUCAAAAAUAAGCUUCUCAGCGUGGAUAUUAACCGCAUGGAGCAGAGCAAAUUCCUGGGCAACAAAAUAUGGCAGACUGUACGAUUCCUUUUAUCUGCCCUGGAAAAGGUAGAGAAUGGAACACAGUGUGCUUCCCAUGUGCACUCUUCUUGCAGGGCGGAUCUUGGCAUGAUGGAUAAGUGGAUACUGAGUCAUAUGUCCCGAUUAAUCUGUGGAAGUAACCAGUGCUUUGAGGCGUACGACCUGCAUCUUGUUACUACAGGGUUUGUGACCUUCUGGUACAAUCAUCUCUGUGAUGUUUACCUGGAAAGCAUCAAGUCAGUUUUAAAACAGGAAUCUGAUGUAGCCAAGUUAUUAGCAUUACAGACACUUUGGACUUGUGUGGAUGUUGGGUUACACGCCAUCUCCCCCUUUAUGCCUUUCCUGACAGAAGAACUGUAUCAGAGACUGCCAAGGAAUGGCCAUAAGUUUGAGAGCAUCAUGCAGUGUGACUACCCUCAGCCACAACAGUGGUUGUGCUGGAGAGACCAGAUGGUAGAAGACAGGGUACAGAGUUUACUUCAAGUGGCCGCAGCAUUCCGAGCCCUCAAGACAACCUACAAUAUUACGCACUACAGAGUACAAGGUAGUGUUGUCAGUUCAGAUAAAGACCUGACUACUGUGCUAAGGGAGAAUUUGCGGGUUAUAAAAUCCCUAGGUCGUAUACUGUCAGUGACCAUAAUAGAUGGGCCUGCAGCACCUCCAGCCACUUCAGCAGUAGCAAUACUUUCAGAUUCAACUGCUGUUUACCUUCACCUUGAGGGUGUGAUUGAUCCAAAGAAAGAAUUGAUACGUUUACGAAAGAAACUCGGCAAGCUGCUGAAAGAGGAGAGUAAGAUGGUGAAAAUUGUUUCUUCUCCGGGCUAUGAAGAGAAGUCACCAGCCCACGUCCAGGAAGCUCAUCUUAGCAGGCUGGCCUCAUUACGAACGGAACUUGAACAAUUACAGUCCCUCAUCUGCAGUUUGGAGAAGAUGUAAUAAAACCCCAAAGAGACAUUGGUUUAGGUAAUAUUGUUAUCCUGUGGAUGGCCGUACUGUAUAUAUGUAGACUGUUAUUUUGUUACUGUAAUAAAUAUUUAUAUAAGA
This is a messenger RNA of Homarus americanus (American lobster), 3211 nucleotides long. RefSeq names its product valine--tRNA ligase-like. NCBI's taxonomy places the organism in Eukaryota, Metazoa, Arthropoda, Malacostraca, Decapoda, Nephropidae. The coding region runs from base 89 to 3103 and encodes 1004 amino acids. Gene Ontology annotation, molecular function: valine-tRNA ligase activity; ATP binding; aminoacyl-tRNA deacylase activity. Gene Ontology annotation, cellular component: cytosol; cytoplasm. The transcript is spliced from 20 exons. Gene Ontology annotation, biological process: valyl-tRNA aminoacylation. The record is from RefSeq and is a predicted model, not a curated record.